Ricinus communis (castor bean) is the source of this 954-nucleotide messenger RNA. Its product is annotated as V-type proton ATPase subunit c4. Gene Ontology annotation, molecular function: proton-transporting ATPase activity, rotational mechanism. The transcript has 3 exons. Gene Ontology annotation, cellular component: proton-transporting V-type ATPase, V0 domain. Gene Ontology annotation, biological process: proton transmembrane transport. NCBI's taxonomy places the organism in Eukaryota, Viridiplantae, Streptophyta, Magnoliopsida, Malpighiales, Euphorbiaceae. The record is from RefSeq and is a predicted model, not a curated record. Bases 152 to 649 code for a protein of 165 amino acids.
AAACAAUUGUCUUCCACACGUUCCUUCCGUCAUUAUUUCACGACAACAAAAAAUAAGAACCAGGCAGAGAGAUCAAAACUCCAAAAAUCUCUCGCUCUGCCAAAUCUCAGAUCUAAAACGACACCGUCUCGGAUCAGAUCAAACAAUCAUCAUGUCUUCUGGAUUUAGCGGCGAUGAAACUGCUCCUUUCUUCGGCUUCCUGGGCGCCGCUGCCGCUCUCGUCUUCUCUUGUAUGGGAGCUGCAUAUGGAACGGCCAAGAGUGGUGUUGGAGUGGCAUCAAUGGGAGUGAUGAGGCCUGAGCUUGUGAUGAAGUCGAUUGUACCAGUUGUUAUGGCUGGUGUGUUGGGUAUAUAUGGCUUGAUUAUUGCUGUUAUUAUUAGUACUGGAAUUAACCCCAAGGCUAAGUCAUAUUACCUUUUUGAUGGUUAUGCUCAUCUCUCCUCCGGUCUUGCUUGUGGCCUUGCUGGGCUUUCUGCUGGUAUGGCUAUCGGAAUUGUUGGUGAUGCUGGUGUCAGAGCUAAUGCACAACAACCAAAACUUUUUGUUGGUAUGAUCCUGAUCCUCAUUUUUGCUGAAGCUUUGGCAUUGUAUGGGCUUAUUGUUGGCAUCAUCUUGUCUUCCCGGGCUGGCCAGUCUAGGGCUGAAUAAGCAGGGAGAUCACUAUCUGUCAUUAUUCUUUUAUGGGUUAAGGUUGUGAGUGCAGGGAAAGUUUAAUGAUUGUUCAAAGAUUAUUGAUGAUUGCGACGCACUUGCAGGAUUUUGAAAAAUUCUUGUUAUGGAAGUGUCUGCUCUGCCAGGCAUUUAGUGGUUUCUUUGUAUUGUUUGCGGAAGUAGGAUUAAAUUUAUCUGCAGAAUAAAAGUUUGUGAAGCUGUUAUAUGUUUGGUUUUUAUGUAUCAAUGUAUUUUGCGGAAACCCAUUAUAGAAACUUUAAUUUCAGGGCUAAUUCGUCUAA